Messenger RNA from Haliotis rubra (blacklip abalone), 2554 nucleotides. RefSeq names its product collagen alpha-1(XIV) chain-like. The coding region runs from base 75 to 2222 and encodes 715 amino acids. The record is from RefSeq and is a predicted model, not a curated record. The transcript has 7 exons. Lineage: Eukaryota; Metazoa; Mollusca; Gastropoda; Lepetellida; Haliotidae.
CUACUCUGCAGGAAUCUUCCUCUGACCAUCCGUCACUAAGGAACCAGCGUGAACGUGACAGAAUCACAACCAAGAUGUUUCUCGCCGAACUUGCUAUGGCAACUCUGAUGCUGUCAUUUGUAUCUUCAAGACCAUCUGUGAUUGACUGCGGCGGCAAAGCAGCUGACAUCGUGUUCGUCGUGGACACAUCCAGAUCAAUAUGGCCGCCAGAUUUCAACAGACACGUGCUCCCUUUCGUCAGCGACGUUGUCGGCAUGUUUGACGUUGGGCCAGGUGAAAAACAAACACGUGUUGGGAUGAUCACAUUCGGGAACACAUACCAUCACCAGUUCCAUCUGAAGGACUACCAGGACAAGGAAUCACUCACAAAGACAAUCCUCAACACACCAUUCAGGGGAGGUAACACCAAGACGGAUGCAGCUCUAGACUACAUGAGGACUGUCAUGUUUGCACCUGAGAACGGUGCACGUGACGGAGUCGCCCACAUAGCUGUUGUUAUCACAGAUGGUGAAUCUGACAACACAGAACUGACCAAAGUGGCUGCAUCUCUGGCUAAGAAGGAUGGAAUCCAGACCUUUGCUAUCGGCGUUGGGCAUCGUGUUGUAUACUCUGAACUGAGGAAUAUUGCUUCAGAUCCUGACAGUCAGUAUAUGUUCCACGUUGGAAACUUCCGAGCUCUCGACAGUAUCAAAAAUAUGCUUGCAAUCCGUACAUGUGCAGCAACGACUAAAGCUCCUACGACAGAGCGCCUGACAACACCAACCACUACUACCACCACAACUACCACAACGACGCCCUCAACAACAACAACAACAACAACAACAACAACGACGACGACGACGCCAUCAACAACCAGUACUGCGCCAACAACUACUGAGACAACUACAAGCACCACCACAACAACCAUCAGAACAUCACCAUCCACUUUCCCUCAACGGACACCAGCCAAGAUUGGCGCAGCUACAACGGCAGCACCACCAAAGUCAACAACAGAACGACUGAUCGGCGACGAGGGUCGCCCAGACACUGACACCGAAACUGAUGACUGCAAGAGCAAACCUGCCGACAUAUACUUUAUUCUGGAUGUGUCCGCUAGUCUGUACAUCAAACACUUCAAAGAAAAAGUCAUCCCCUUUGUCUACGACGCCGUCAAGGACUUCGACAUCAGCCCCGCCCACACUCGUGUCGGUCUUGUCACCUUCGCCACCAACGUAACAUCUGUCUUCGGACUGGACACUUACAAAGCCAAAGACGAACUUCAGAAGGCUAUAUCCCCCGACAGCAUUGUGUACACCGGUGGUCUUAAAACCAACACAGCUGACGCCAUAGCUUACGUCAGAGAUGUUGGCUUUGCUCGCAACGUUGCUCGCAAAGGGGUCACCAAGAUGGCGGUGGUUGUAACAGAUGGCAUGUCAUUCGAUCCUAUGUUGACAGCAAAAGAAGCUAAGCUUACCAAGGAUUCUGGAAUCUUCAUGUUUGCUGUUGGUGUUGGUCCCAGCAUUAACCCAGUAGAGAUGAAGGUUAUUGGCAGUCAUCCCGAGGAGCAGUUUGUUUUCCAUGUCACCCAUUUCGACGCCCUGGCUGGAGUGACAGCCAUUUUGAAGGAGGAGACAUGCCGACUAAAGGGAGCGAAUACUAUCAUCUUUGACCCUGAAAAUUGCGUCAUUGGUCCCACUGACAUCAUGUUUGUCUUCGAGUCCGCUUCUAAACUUCCAUCGAGCCGCAGCAUCAUGAGAACAGUAAUCACCAACUUUGCUGAGAAAUUGAAGGUGAAGGCCGAGCAGGUGCGUGUUGGGUCACUGACUGACCCUUGUCCUGACGAAGAGGACCUGAGCUUUAUCAGCCUCGAGACCUUUAAGCAAAAGGUCAACACCAUUGUACAGAACACAGAAGGGGAGAUGCAUCGUCUCAUCAACACCCUGAGGACAGAAGAGUUCAAGGGAAAAUCCGUACGCCGCCAGGUUGCAGUAUUGUUCUUGGAUGAGAACACUCGAAAAGCUGGCUCGGUGGUGCGUCAGGCAAGGAAACUGAAGAAAGAAGGUGUAGAGGUUUAUGUCGUAGCCGUAGGCGAUGUCUCUGAGUACAUAGUGACAGGAUCAGCAUCUGAACCCCAUAAGGAUCACGUGAUACGGCUCCAGAGUUAUCCUCAUCUCAAAUCAGUGAAACUGAACAAGCUUUGGAACAUUUGUGCAGAAGCUGAAACAAAACAACCACAUCAGUAAGGUCUCCAUGCAUUUAUCCAAGGAUGAAGGAAUCCUUGACUAUGAUGGCGCUCGUUACAUUCCCGUGGAAGAUCUCAUUCCAAGGUUGUGAUAUCUCUGAUCUCUAACACGCAGGCUCUUCUUGUCCAGCAUUCAGCCAGGGUAUGUCGUAUCAUGCCGAUAUAGUCUGAAUGUACUGAAUGCGUGCAAUAUGAACACGUAACAUGUUCCUUUAUACGGCGAUGACACUCAUACUUAUUUUAAAGGUCAUUGUAUUUUCUGGAGUGUUUGUUCAAUUUCGUAUAUUCUUUUAAUAGAGAGGCCCCCACUUCCAUAUUUGACUGGUACGCUAC